AUGCAGCAUCCCAGUGGGGAGAAGGGUUUCAGACCAGGUGGUGAAGAAGAAGGGGAAGAUGUACAGCAUAGAUCCGGAGCUCUUGAUACCCAAGCUAGCUCACAAAGUCCUGAAACAGAGAAUGACCACAGUAGCUCCCCUUGUGAAAGCCGACCACAAGAUUCUGGUAGCCAGGCUGCUCCAGACAGCCUAGAAUCAAGAAGCCCUGUACAGGCAAGAAUGGUGUUGGAAGAAGCAGCCAUAGCUCCUCAGAGUGAACAGGCAUCAAUUAUCCCGGGACCCAGCGGAGAUGCUGCAGCAACAGCUGGAAAUCGACUCUUGGAGUUUUCUGUAACAGUACCAUUCCGGACUCCUAUGGAGGCAAAUAUAGCAUGCAGAUCUCUGGCAUCAAAUGUCCAGUACCAGCAAAUGAUGGUUCAGCAAGAGUUCACAGUGAAUGACACUACUCUGACUGUUAGGUGGACAACCGAAGAUCCUGUUCUCUUCCGAACAUCCAUCAAUGCCUUCCUUGACCAUCUCUCCCUGGUGAUGAGGAACAUCCCACGCCCAGUAUUUAUGGCUGCUGUCAAACAAGGAAAAAGGAAUAAUAAGCCCUAA
Molecule: messenger RNA, 597 nt
Organism: Psammomys obesus (fat sand rat)
Lineage: Eukaryota; Metazoa; Chordata; Mammalia; Rodentia; Muridae
Product: EKC/KEOPS complex subunit LAGE3-like
Exons: 3
Coding region: 1-597 (198 amino acids)
Cellular component (GO): EKC/KEOPS complex
Source: RefSeq, a predicted model, not a curated record